AUGGGAGUGAGGAACCAGACGCCAGUGGUGGAGUUUGUCUUCCUGGGUUUCUCCACUAUUCCCAACGGCCACAUCUACCUCUUCCUGCCAUUCCUAGCUAUUUACUUGGUCACCGUGCUGGGGAACCUCAUGAUAUUUACUCUGAUUCAACUGGAUUCCAGCCUCCGUACGCCCAUGUAUUACUUCCUCAGCCAUCUCUCCAUUCUAGAUAUGUGUAUCUCCUCCGUUACGGUCCCCAAAAUUCUGGUGAACUUCUUGAACCAGCGGCAGACCAUCUCCUACAACCAGUGCAUGGCCCAGAUCUUCUUCCUGGCCUCUUUUGUAGAGACAGAGGUUGUAUUGCUGGCUGUCAUGGCCUAUGACCGAUAUGUUGCCAUCUGUAAACCUCUGCAUUACUCCCGCCUCAUGAGUCCCAAGGUUUGCACCAUCCUAGCCUUGGCCACUUGGAUCGGGGGAGCCCUAAACUCCGCUCUUCAUACAGCGCUCAGCACCAAAUUGUCCUUUUGUGGAGCCAACCAGAUCCACCACAUCUACUGUGAUCUGCCCCCACUGAUAAAAAUUGCUUGCAACGAUGCACGCAUCAAUGAACUUGUCAUCCACAUCGCAAGCCUUUUUGUGGGUGGGGGACCCUUCUUAUUCAUCAUCCUCUCCUAUGGCUUCAUCCUGGCCACCAUCUUGAAGAUCCAUUCUGACAACACCAAGCGCAAAGCCUUCUCCACCUGUGCUUCUCAUGUCACUGUUGUCAUCAUUUAUUUUGGAAACGGAUUGCUUAACUAUAACCGUCCAAGCGCUGGGUAUUCCUUAGAGAUUGACACUCUGGUCUCAACCAUGUUCUGUUUAAUCCCCCCUAUCGUCAACCCCUUGAUCUACAGCCUCCGGAACAAGGAUGUGAAAGGGGCUUUCAGGAAGGUUCUAGAAAACCAAGGGAAGCUGAAACAUCAUGAGACUAUGAAUUAG
Heteronotia binoei (common prickly gecko) is the source of this 957-nucleotide messenger RNA. RefSeq names its product olfactory receptor 5I1-like. Lineage: Eukaryota; Metazoa; Chordata; Lepidosauria; Squamata; Gekkonidae. The coding region runs from base 1 to 957 and encodes 318 amino acids. Gene Ontology annotation, cellular component: membrane. The transcript has a single exon. The record is from RefSeq and is a predicted model, not a curated record. Gene Ontology annotation, biological process: G protein-coupled receptor signaling pathway. Gene Ontology annotation, molecular function: G protein-coupled receptor activity; olfactory receptor activity.